Nycticebus coucang (slow loris) is the source of this 749-nucleotide messenger RNA. RefSeq lists its product as uncharacterized. Lineage: Eukaryota; Metazoa; Chordata; Mammalia; Primates; Lorisidae. The transcript is spliced from 3 exons. The coding region runs from base 1 to 690 and encodes 229 amino acids. The record is from RefSeq and is a predicted model, not a curated record.
AUGCGCGCGGAGCUGGGGCCCAGGCGGUGCCGCGGGAGGCGCAGGCGGCGGCACUUCGGCCCCGCUGCGGCUGCGAGGAGGCCCCGGCUCGCGGGGGGGCGGGGGGGGGGGGCGGCGGCGGGAGCCGCGGUUCACGCACAGCGGCGGCAAUGGGAGCGGCCCGGCUCGCACGGCGCCGGGAGCGGAGCGGAGCCGGCCACGCACCGCGGCUGUGGCUGCGGCGGAUGGCCCAGAGCUGAUCUAUGCGGCGCUUGGAGGAGUUGUGUCUGCGGGCGGCGGCGGCGGGGCCCUGCCGGAGAGCGGAGCGGGGACAAGGUGAAGUACCAGAAAUACCUGACGGUGCUGCAGACGGCCAUUGGCGUCACCCCCUCCAACCGCAGCAGCCUCCUGCCGCUCAAGAGGAAGCUGUGGGUAACGCCAUCCUCUGAAAAUCCUAAUGGUGCUACUUCUAGUGUCAGCCAAGGAAAACCCUCUUUAAGACGAAUUAAGGGAAGACUGCCCAGAAGCAAAAGUCUGGAUAGCUUCAAUUUCUGUGAGCUCACUGUGGACGCGCUGCAGAAGGGUUCCGACGUGAGCCGGGAGAGACGUCUCUGCUUCACCUGGUUUCAGGAUUGCUCUGGUGGAUUUUGCGUCCACAGAGCCUGGUUUCACAGAGUCGGGGAGGACGGCUCCAUCUGGUUGUUUGGUUAAAGGCGCCUGAGUGAGUGAGUAAUUAGUAUCUGUGUUUGUGUGAUUAAUUAGUGUUUGUG